AUGAAGUCUAGACAAUUUUCACAUGAGGGAGAAAUCUGUGUGAAGACAUCAAAAGAUAAAAUAUCAUGCCAGAUAAUAGGAAUGACUCUGUUGACUCCUGAUCUUCUUAUCAUCACUGACUGUGACAAUAAUGCUGUAAAGAUGGUGGAUACCAGCAGUCAAUCUGUGUCUGAUCAACUACAACAAGAUGAUGAACCAUGGGAUAUCACUAGAUUAACAAGUACUGAACUUGCUGUCACACUUCCAGACAUACAAACAAUACAAUUUAUAUCAAUCUCAUCAAACAAACUCAUAAAGAAGCACACUAUGAAGGUUGGUGGGAAGUGUCAUGGUAUAAGCUGUUACCAAGAUAUAUGGUCUAUUACAUGUAACAGAAGUUCAAUCUAUGUAUCUGACUGGGGCAUGAAGACAGUAACAAGAUUAAACUGGCAAGGUGAUGUGAUAGGUAGUUAUAGUGGUAUGAGUAUCCCAAUGGGAAUGUCACUGUCAGAUGAAGGUACUGUCUUUUUGUGUGACUGGGAGAGAAAUUAUAUAAAAGAAAUAUCAGGAGAUUGUUCUACAGGAAAGGUGGUGAUGCAGAACCUGGAAAGACCAAGGGCUGUAUGUUGGUGUGGGAAAACAAAGAAACUGUACUAUAGCUGUCUUGCUUUUAAUGAUGACAACUUCCUUCAAAUCUAUAAACUGUCAUAG
Messenger RNA from Ruditapes philippinarum (Manila clam), 690 nucleotides. RefSeq lists its product as uncharacterized. The record is from RefSeq and is a predicted model, not a curated record. The transcript is spliced from 2 exons. NCBI's taxonomy places the organism in Eukaryota, Metazoa, Mollusca, Bivalvia, Venerida, Veneridae. Bases 1 to 690 code for a protein of 229 amino acids.